This is a messenger RNA of Carcharodon carcharias (great white shark), 1380 nucleotides long. RefSeq names its product interferon-induced protein 44-like. Lineage: Eukaryota; Metazoa; Chordata; Chondrichthyes; Lamniformes; Lamnidae. The coding region runs from base 104 to 970 and encodes 288 amino acids. The transcript has 7 exons. The record is from RefSeq and is a predicted model, not a curated record.
GACCAAUCCUAACACUGGAAAACAGAAAGUGAAACUAAGAAAUCGGCUUGAAAUGUCAUACCCGGACACAGUCGCAGUUUAGAAUUGCGCUGUGAAUUUAGAGAUGGGAGGCUUAUUUUCUCCUUUCUCCUCUGGCUCCGCUUCCUCGGUUAACCCCGCUUACUCGGAGGAGGGUGACGUUCAUCGUCUCACUAUCGAUGCAAGGUCCCUGGUAUUUCUUCGGAGGAAGUUGCGGGACUACAAACCUCCCAACGGGUGUGGGGACGGUAUAAACAUCUUACUCUUCGGCUUGGUGGGGGCUGGUAAAUCAGCCACCAUUAAUACAAUCCUCUCAGCUCUGGAUCCAGAAUGUGAAACGAUAACCAGUGUCCCAACUGGACUGAAUCCCAGCUCUCUCACAGCCCAGCUCAGAUCCUACAGGCUAUAUUUUGCUAAGUCACUACAGCUUUGGGACACAGCCGGUUGGAACACAGUGAAUGAUGCAGUUAAGGCAAAGAAAAUUUUAAAGAUGAUCCUGGAAGGAAGGGUGCCAGAAAAAACCAAUUUGCACGAUUUCAAUCCUGAUUUGGAUGAUAGCAAGUAUCAAGUCAUUCCAGAAAAUGUAAUUCAUGGAGUCGCAUUCAUUGUUGACCUGAGCACGAUAGACAACAUCAGUGGGGAUAUGAAGACACAGUUUAAGGACAUGCAAACCAUUGUGGCACAAAAAUAUAUUUACAGGACUGUGAUUGGGACCAAAUUUGACCAAUUAGGGAUACCAGAGAAAGACAAUAGUUACAUUUAUCAAUACAAGCCACUACAGGAGAAGUUUGCAAAGUUGUCAGAAGAUACUGGGAUGGAGAAGCGCAGCAUGUUUGCCAUUUCGAAUAAAUGGAAAGGCGAUACGAUAGAUCAGACCAGAUGUGUGCUCAUUUUGCACGCAUUGGAAAAUAUGGUCAGAAACAUAAAUGAAUACUUCAGAACAGCAGAAUAAUGAAUACACCUAAUCUUACAUAGAACUGUGUAACAAAUCCUGUUUCUCUAUCAUAGUGACCGACUUAGUUCACUUUAAAUGACACAACAUGAAAAUCCAUUAUCUUCUGAAUUGUUUUGUAGAAGUAGAAUGUUAGGUUAAGCGUGGUUGAAAUGUGAGGAUCAGUUGUAUUUACUCUCUAUGUAUGUUUCCAGCAGAUGUAGUCAUUGAGCCAAUCAGUACGAAGGAGGCUAUUCAGUGUAUUGUGCCUGUGCUAGCUCUUUGAAAGAAAUAUCCAAUUAGUUCCAUUACCACUUGCACCUGCAACUUUCUCCUUUUCAAGUACUUAUUCAAUUCCCUUUUGAAAGUUACUCCUGAAUCUGCUUCCAACACCCUUACAGGCAGCACACUCUAGAUCACAAUAACUCGGU